Molecule: messenger RNA, 1944 nt
Organism: Geodia barretti
Lineage: Eukaryota; Metazoa; Porifera; Demospongiae; Tetractinellida; Geodiidae
Source: the annotation of a GenBank genome assembly
AGUGCCAGAAACUCAGCGAGAGUAUUACCGCAGUAUAGCUCUGAGUAGUAGGGAAUUACCGACCGACUGCUUGUCACUACCAACCACUCAUGGCAGCUUCUCCGGCAACGUCGUAUCAUGACCCACAGCAGAUAUGCGACUACGUCCUCCUGCGUCACGCAGACGUCGCGAAGGAUGCAGUGAGCGAGAGGAUAUACAAGAAGUGGACAAGGCUCUGGGUGGUAGCUCAUUGCCAGGUGUCACCGUUGGACAGUUUCUUGAGCCACUGCAAGAAGGAGAGCCAGUGGCUAAAAAACGAUCGCUCCGUCUCCAAAUACGAUCUCAGCAAUGUCACCGUCUCCCUGACUUCGACGAGGAAACACGACAAAGUCAUCAGAAUCGUGCUUCCGUCGUUCACAAUCGAGCUGGCGUUUGACUCGCAGACAAAGAUGGACCUCUAUUUCAAGCUACUCUCCAAAGUGUCCGUGAGGUACCACGUGGACCUAGUGAGAGCGCCAGAGCACCCAGAGAGAGAAGGGGACUACAUCAUCGAGGAUUGCUCCGAAUCGUACAGGGCGUGGAAAGUUCUAGAAAACGGCCGAGGGAAGUUGUCCUGGAAUUGGAACCUUAGGACCAUACGAAGAAUCCACUACCAUAAGAAUGUUGAGAAACUGGAGGUUGAAGCUGGGAGGCUGGCAGAGACGGGUGAGGGACACUUCUUCUUUACGGGGAGACACGCCUAUCGUCUGUUUGAAGCCAUGAAGACGGAGCUAAUGGCGCGGGCACAGCAAAAGACACACCCCGAGAACAAGUCCCUCCCACCUUCCCUCUCGGCAAACCACUCGAACCUCUCCCGCUCUGCUUCCUCCGUGAGUGACGGGAGACGACAGGGUCACCCCCUGACGGCCAGCGUCCACAUGAACUCCAACGAGCAGACCUCAUCUACCUCGGGGCAGAAACCACCACUUGGCCCCCGUUUCUCCCAUUCUAACGGAGCCAAGAGCUCGGCAUCUCUGGAGGAGAGUGAGACGAGUAGCGAGGACUACAGUCCGUCCGACAACAGCAGUAGCUUCACUGGUACCGGAGGAAGUCUCCACGAUUGGACCACGCCCUCCCCUACCCCACUCGCGGGGAACGGGAUGUUCGAACGAACGCCGAUACUUCCUCCAAGAAUCUCAGACGCCCGUCCCUUCUCUCCUUGUUCCACCACCUCUUCUUCUUCGUCGUCGACCAGCGGGUACAACGUCCCCCGACGCUCCUGCCUCCCUCCUCCUCCCACUUCCUCCUCAGGGACGCCGCACUACAUGAGAGUGAAACGCGACGAGAUGGACGGGGACAGCGACUACAUGACCAUGAACCCCGCCCUCCGGAAGAAGACUCCGCCCACUGCCGAGGAAGCGGCCGAAAACGAGGACGAGGAAGAUGAGGAGGAAGAGGAGGAGAACGACGAGGAGUAUGUUGAUGAGGAGUAUGUGGAGACCUAUACUGACAUGCAAUCGGCUCAGACCGACAUCCCCGCCGAUUUGGUAGAUCAGUACAUGCGGAUGGUUCCUAUUGGAGGUUCCCAGAUUGGCACACUCACCAGGAGUAAUGGUGGCCCCGCCCACUCUGGUCGGCCGUCCUCCGUGCCUCCUCCCUCACCACCUCCUCAGUUGGCAUCGCGGUUCAGGGAGCUCAAAAUCAUCGAGUCGUCUUCCAACACUUUCCCCGGGGCCAACCGGGAAGGCACUAACUCAUAGUGUGGUCAAUAUUGGCCGUAUAUAUACCGAUACUUUAUGUCAUAUUGCUUUGUUCGUUUCAUUGUGGUCAUCAUAACAUGCAGUAAUUAUUGUUGUAUAAUUAUUAAGAAGUGGAGUGUGUGAUUUUUAAGGAGCAUUGUGUUGUUUCAUUUCUGUAUAUAUAGUAGAAUGCUUUUCGGUAUAAAAUUCAUUUCUCAUUUCUAAAAUUAUGAACGAAGUUGGACAU